Molecule: messenger RNA, 4743 nt
Organism: Leptonychotes weddellii (Weddell seal)
Lineage: Eukaryota; Metazoa; Chordata; Mammalia; Carnivora; Phocidae
Source: RefSeq, a predicted model, not a curated record
GCGGAGGAGGCGGACAAGAAGAUGCCACUGUCGCCGCCACCUCAGGGCCACCACGCGGAGUCCAGUCCAUCCAGGACCCCCAAGAAACACACCCCUUUCCAUAUCUGGCGCUCCAAGAAGAAGCAGCAGCCUCUGCCGUCUGACUGUGGGGUGUUCGUUCCGCACCCGCCCCCGGCGCCCCUCUGCGAGGCCAGAGCUUUGGAGGUAGUGGAUGGAGGCCAUGUGGCUCCAGAGUGCCAGAGAUUUGCAUUGCAUGGUGGGGAAUCCCAGCUCCUUCACACCACAGCUGAGGUGCCUCGCCCUUUACCUCUGGAACCUGGAAUGUUUAAAAAGUCCAGAGCACAACCACCUGAAGAAAACAAAAGGAAGCCAGUUUUGGGGAAACUUGGCAAUCUGUUCACGGCUGGAAGGAGAAGGACCAGCAGAAACGGGUUAGAGAGUCCCACCAGCUCCAGUGCCAAAUCAGUGCCUUGCAAAGAUGUAACCUCUUCCAGACUCCCGGAAAGAGAGAAUAAGAGUAAAGCCCAGGGCAGCCAACCAAAGCAGAAAGACACGUGCGAGCAGGGUUCCCCGCAGCAGCAGCCCCGGGAGUCGGAGGAGCACGCCGAGACCCGCGUGCGGGUAGCGCCCCCCGACGCCGAGCUGUCACCUUGCACGAGCGGCCGCGCGGCGGCUGGGCAGCAGCGCCAGGAGAGUGAUUCACUCCAAUUAGAACCUCUGGAGGCAGAGGGAGAGUCUUUCCCAGGUGCCACCACCGCUGCCAAGCAGCUGCAUUCCCCACUUGAGAAUUCCUCCAGGCAAGGGAACGCAGAGACGCCGGCCGGCAGUCCGCAGGAGGACGCUUGCCCCCGCGCCGGCUGCGAGCCGGAGACAGCUCGGGGUGCGAGGGGUGUGCCGGGGUCGCCCACCGGGGAGCGGCCCGCGGGGGGGCGAGGCGAGGCCGCUGACAGAGCCCCCCGUGUGUGUGCCGGGGCAGGCUCUCUGGAGCCCCAAGACGCGUGCCUCCGGCCCCCCGAGGACGCGUCCGCUCCGCCAGGUGACCCUCGGGCAGAGGGCGAGGGGACUUGUUCCGACUCGGCGCAGGCAGACGGCAAAGCCGGGCCCCGAGGGCUGCAGGGCCUGCCCGGCGAGCGCGCCCACCCCGCCACCGUGUUCACUUUGGACAUCUACUUGAGCAAGACUGAGGUGGCACAGGUGGACGAGCCGGGCGCGAUUACUCCAGGCGCAGAAGACUGCGGCGAUUCUGACGAUAUGGAGAAGAGGUCGGGCGGCCGCAGGUCGGGCCGGCGGAGAAGGUCGCAGAAAUCCACCGACUCCCCCGGGGCGGACACGGCGCUACCCGAGAGAGCGGGCGGCGACGACGCGGUGUUCGACUACGAGGUGGCGCCAAACGCGGCCACGGAGAACGGCUCCGCGGAAAAGAAAGUGAAAUCUCCGCGGGCUGCCCCCGACGAGGGCGUUGUCUCCGCUGCGGGCGCGGAGUCCAAGUCCAGCCCCGGUUCCAAGGGGCCGCUCCGCGGGGAGUCCGACCGGGGCAAACAGACGCCGCCGGCCUCGUCCCCCACCAAGAGGAGGGGCAAGAGCCGCGUCCCCGAGGCCGCGCCCACCUCGCCUGCCCACGGCCCUCGGGCUCCCGCCAAGGAGUCCCCCCCAAAGAGGGCGCCAGCGCCCGAUCCCACCGCCAAGGGCGCCGCGGGGGACGACGGGGAGGAGGCGGCCCGGGUAGUCCCCCGCGAGCUCACCGUCAAGAGCAGCUCGCUGCUGCCAGAGAUCAAGCCCGAGCACAAGAGGGGCCUGUUCCCCAACCACUUCGACAGCCGGGGAGAAGGUAGUCGAAGCAAAGAGCUGGGCAGAUCGGCCGGUGGUUCUGACGCGGACGGCUUGAAGCCCAGGCACCAUUUCGGGGCGGGCAGGUCGACAGUGACCACUAAAGUGACCCUCCCGGCCAAGCCCAAACAUGUGGAACUAAAUCUUAAAACUCCUAAGAAUCCUGACAGUUUGGGAAAUGAGCAUAAUCCAUUUAGCCAGCCAGUUCAUAAAGGAAACACUGCCAACAAAAUCUCCUUAUUUGAAAACAAACGGGCCAACAGUAGCCCAAGACAUGCUGACAUUCGAGGCACAAGGAACACUCCUACCUGUAAUAAAAACUUUGUCGGGAGGGCGAAGCUGAAUUUAACCAAAAAAGCCAAAGAGAUGGAGCAAUCUGAAAAGAAAGUAAUGCCAGAUAGUCACCAGAAUGGUAUGCUGGUGAAGGAAACCUCGCCAGAAUCCAAAGUUACGGAGGAGGAGAUCCCGCCAGCAGCCGGGAGCCCCAGUGCAGGAGGGAUGGAGGCUGAGCCUACCGAGGGUCCAGCUCUUGGUUCUCCGCUUAACCAGGGUGAUAGAGCAGAAGUGCAAACAGAUGCUGGCUGCCCUUCCAAAGCAGUGGUCACUGCUCUGAUUACUGUGGACCACAAGCCCUUAGGAGAGGAUGACUCAAAGGCUGCAGACAGCAAAAGACUUGCACUCGAAAAUAUGACUGAUCCAGCACAGGCUGUUCCCGCCAUUCUUGAUACCAAAGAUUCCCCUCCAACAGCCAGACCAAAGCCACAGGAUACAUUUUCUGACUCACAGCCCCCAUCUGAGUCACCUAACGGGCCUUUUCUCUCACAGCCCUCACCCAAAGACACACGUGUUCAAGCUCCCGGAAGCAAUGUUCCAUGCACUGAUCUAGAAGUGUCAGAAAACCAUCAUGAAUGUGUUCUGCCUGUGUCACAUAAGAAUGAGGAGAAAGGACCGCCCUCCAAACCCACAGGAGGAAGAGAAGGAGGAGCAGCGAGCCCUCCUCCUCUGUCCACAGAGCACAGCCCAGAAGCUGUGGGAAUGGAGCAUCCAUCCAAGGUCCUGGUCCAGGUCCGGUCCUUUGUGCACCCCAUGGAGAGCACCCAAGAUGUGGGCUCCCAGGUCAUCUCUGAGAGCUCUGAAGUUAGGGAAGCACAGUUGCCAAGCUGUCACAACCAUGACCUUGAAGUGGUUUCUGUUGCAAGCUGUGCUCCCCAGAAAGAGGAAGGGCUGGGCAGUGAGAGCCCCUCACCAAAGCACAUUCAUUGCGAAGAGGAACAUGCAACAAAAUCUGGCCCACAAGUCAUGCCACCAGAAUCUGAGAAAGCUCUGCCUAUAUGGGCUCGAAGUCAGGGCGAUAGAAAACCCCUGAAGGCUGACCCUGGCAGCAGAGAUCAUUUGGAAACUCCUCAAAGGCCAGAUCAAAAUGUUGUGAAUGGCCAGGCCAGCCCUGCCAGUCUUUUGAACAUUUCUGCGGGUAGUGAUGACAGUGUAUUUGAUUCUUCUUCGGAUAUGGAAAAAUUCACCGAAAUUAUCAAAAAGAUGGACAGCACCGUCUGUGUGCCUCAGAAGAAAAAGAAGGCCAGGGUGCCCAACUCGCCUGCCCCUCCCUUUGUCAUGCCUCCGAUUCAUGAGGACAAUUUAGAAAAGGUGUUAGAUCCCAAUGUGUUUACCUUUGGUUUGGGGAAGAAGAAGGAAAGCCAGCCAGAAAUGUCACCAGCUUUACAUCUGAUGCAGAACCUUUACACAAAAUCCAACCUGAGGCCCAAACGCACAUCCACCGAGCAGAGUAUCCUCUUCAAGUCCUCGUACACUCACACUAAUGGGAAAGAUGAACCUUCGACGGUUGCGGAGACAAAUGACAAAGAGAACAAAGAUGUCCCCAGUGGCGGAGUCAAGAGAUCCAGGCUAGAAAAAAGUGCACUCUUUUCCAGCAUGCUGCCUUCUUUACCACAAGACAAAAUCUUUUCUCCCUCUGUGACAUCAGUCAGCACCAUGACCACAUCUUUCAGCACUCCUCAGAACACUUCUCUUUCUCGGGCUUCGGCGUUACCGCCCAGGGCUGAGGGUGCCCCGCCCUGCGGUGCAGACAAAGAGCAGCCAAACCUUCCACCCAGCAACGUAAAGGUCUUCAACUUCAACUCGACAAAUGCAUCUCCUUCGGGUUUGAAAAGCGCAAGCUACAUGGAGAAAUACCUGCCCAAAGAGGAAACCAAAGAAGACCUGGGUUCACGAAGCAACCUACACUUGCCAGAUACCAAAUUUUCUGAAUUUUCUAAACUGAAGAACAGUGAUGAUCUGGAAAAGGCUAAUCGUGUAGAGAGUGUUCUUAAGCCGAACUUGCCAAACUAUGGAAAUAGCGACACAGACUUCAUGAGUCUUCUCAAAUCCAGCCGGUUUGACCCGAACAUGUCUUUUUCUGCAAUGUCAUUAUCAGAUACAACCACAUUUAGAGGAAGUCUUACAAAUAAAAUCAAUCCCCGACCUGGAAAGGUAGUGAUCUACAGGGACCCGGAUGUCUCUGAUGCGUGCAUUGAAGUUUUCAGUGACAUUGAGGAUUGCAGCUCUUGGAGCCUCUCUCCGGUGGUAAUCGUCAAGGUCGUCAGAGGAUGUUGGAUUUUGUAUGAGAAACCAAAUUUUGAAGGGCACUCCAUCCCCUUAGAAGAAGGAGAAUUGGAACUCUCUGGUCUCUGGGGUAUAGAAGAUGUUUUGGAAAGAAACGAGGAGGCAGAGUCUGCUAAGCCUGUGGUGAUUGGUUCAAUCAGACAUGUGGUCCAGGAUUACAGAGUUAGUCAGAUUGACUUAUUUACUGAACCGGAAGGGUUAGGACUCCUAAAUUCUUACUUUGAUGACACUGAAGAGAUGCAGGGGUUUGGUAUAAUGCAGAAGACUUGUUCCAUUAAAGUACAUUGGGGCACGUAA